UGCCGAAAAUUGAAGGAAAAGAAAAACCCAUAGUCAGUUAUGAAGGAGAUACAGCUGUAAUGACUUGUAAAAGUUUUGGCUAUACUCCUAUUGGUUGGACCUGGUAUGUGACCAAUGGAAGUGAACAGAUUGCCAUUAAUGACACUUUGCUGGCAGACAAGUAUGUAAUUAAUAGAAUAUCUUCCAAUGUGACACAUCUGAAGAUACUGAAGCUCACCAAGGAAGACGAUGGUGUAUAUUGGUGUGAAGCUGCUUUUGAAUUAGGGAAAAGUAAAGGAAAGCUGAAGCUUAAAGUUUUAUCCCUCAUGGUGCCUCUCAAACCCUUUCUAGCAAUCAUGGCUGAAGUUGUUAUUUUAGUAACUAUUGUUUUCCUUUAUGAGAUGUAUUCAAAAAAGAAAGAGAAAUGUGCAGAAGACGAAAAAGAAUUUGACCAAGUUGAGCAACUUAAAUCAGAAGAAAGCAAUGGUCUGGAAAACGGUGGUGCUAGGCACAGAAAAACUUAA
Molecule: messenger RNA, 503 nt
Organism: Leptosomus discolor (cuckoo roller)
Lineage: Eukaryota; Metazoa; Chordata; Aves; Leptosomiformes; Leptosomidae
Source: RefSeq, a predicted model, not a curated record